Molecule: messenger RNA, 6955 nt
Organism: Monopterus albus (swamp eel)
Lineage: Eukaryota; Metazoa; Chordata; Actinopteri; Synbranchiformes; Synbranchidae
Gene: osbpl8
Product: oxysterol binding protein-like 8
Exons: 25
Coding region: 438-3194 (918 amino acids)
Cellular component (GO): membrane; cortical endoplasmic reticulum; cytosol
Molecular function (GO): cholesterol binding
Source: RefSeq, a predicted model, not a curated record
AAAUCCUGUGUGGUUCGGUUGAUGUGACCUUUAUCCAUUCAAAAGCUACCACACAGUAUAAAACAACCGCAGUGGCUGGCUAGUGAUUAACAAAGUGAUAGACUAUCAGUGGUAAAUAGACAGCUGAAAGCAUAUCAGUAAUCGUGAAGUAAUUUUAACUGUCCAAACUUUAAUACUGGACUUCCACGACGCUGCUGGACUGAAGAGGACGUGGGUAUCGCCAGCGGAAGCUGUGACUACUUAGUAAUAUAAACAUAAAGACGCCGUGAGCUAACAGUCAGCAGAUAGGCGAACGCCCAUGAGUUUUGGCUGGACAUUUACAGCUAGCGUUUUCCUUCUGUGGCCCAAUCAGCCAACCCACCGGCAGACCCCAACAAAGCAAAGGUAUGCAUUUGUCAGAGCAGCGCUGACAGACCUGACACUGGCUUAACACUACCAUGGAGUCCUCAUCUGAGUCCCAGCAGGAGUCUGAGAAAACUUUGCACCAUGCAGAGUUGAGAGAGCACCAUACCACCUCCGCUGCUGUAGUGUGCGGCAAUGACACCAUCCUUCUGACCCCAGGCAGGAUGAGCCAGCGCCAGGUGAAAGAGCGAGACAAGGAGAGGGAGAAGGAGGCUGGCCUCCAAACGCCCAGCAGGGAGCAUGUCGCCACCCCUUCAGCCCUCAGCCCGGGGGUCAGCUACAGCCACGGUUUUGAGAGAGGUAAGGAGGACCUCUUGCCUCUGCCUUUGAAAGAGGACUCGCAUUCCAUAUCUAAGAGCAAGUCUGAAACAAAGCUGUACAAUGGCUCAGACAAAGAUGUAUCAGUGUCUGGAGGAAAGCUCACCAAGAAAGAGUCACUCAAGGUGCAGAAGAAAAACUACAGGGAAGAAAAGAAGAGGGCAACCAAGGAGCUGCUCAGCACCAUCACUGAUCCCUCUGUCAUUGUCAUGGCUGACUGGCUAAAGAUCCGUGGCACUCUGAAGAGCUGGACCAAGCUGUGGUGUGUGCUGAAACCAGGUGUUCUGCUCAUCUAUAAAACCCACAAAAACGGGCAAUGGGUGGGAACAGUGUUGCUUAAUGCCUGCGAACUGAUCGAGAGGCCCUCCAAGAAAGACGGUUUUUGCUUCAAGCUCUUCCACCCACUGGAGCAGUCCAUCUGGGCUGUCAAGGGUCCUAAAGGAGAAGCAGUGGGCUCCAUCACACAGCCUCUACCCAGCAGCCACCUCAUCUUCCGGGCUGCUUCCGAGUCUGAUGGUCGAUGCUGGAUGGAUGCCUUGGAGCUUGCCCUGAAGUGCUCCAGCCUGCUGAAGAGAACCAUGAUCGGUGACGGGAAAGGGGACAUGAGUACAGUAACCACUGGUGGAGAGCACUCCAUUAAUUUCUACAGCCUCCUUCGAGCCCACAACAUGCAAGGGUUCCAGUUCAAUGACAGUGACCAUUUGAAAGAUCCAGACCUGUACUCAGACAAGUCAGACCGGGAGGGAGAGCAGGACCAUGAGGAGUCAGACCCAGAAGGCCUGGAGAAGAGUGAGGAGAGUGACAGUGACACGUCGGAACGUCAAGACAACUCAUACAUUGACCUCGAUCCCAAUGAACAUCUAUGGGAAACCCUGUACCUGGAACAGUCCCAUGAGGAACUGGGAGAGGCUGGUGAGGCUGCCCAGACAGAGACUGUAUCAGAAGAAAAUAAAUCUCUCAUCUGGACUCUGCUGAAGCAGGUCCGACCUGGUAUGGACCUGUCCAAGGUGGUGCUGCCCACCUUUAUCUUGGAACCACGGUCCUUCCUGGACAAACUCUCAGACUACUACUACCACGCCGACUUUCUCUCAGAGGCUGCAAUCGAAGAGAACGCCUACAGUCGAAUGAAGAAGGUGGUGAAGUGGUACAUCUCUGGAUUUUACAAAAAGCCAAAGGGGUUGAAGAAGCCUUACAAUCCCAUCAUUGGAGAGACGUUCCGCUGCUUGUGGCUCCACCAGAAAGCCAACAGCAAGACCUUCUACAUCGCAGAACAGGUAUCCCAUCAUCCUCCAGUGUCAGCCUUCUAUGUUAGCAACAGGAAGGAUGGAUUCUGCCUCAGUGGCAGCAUCCUCGCAAAGUCCAAGUUCUAUGGAAACUCUCUGUCGGCCAUAUUGGAUGGGGAGGCUCGACUCACUUUUCUCAACCGUGGAGAGGAUUAUGUGAUGAACAUGCCCUAUGCCCACUGUAAAGGCAUCUUGUAUGGCACCAUGACCCUGGAGCUGGGUGGUCAAAUCACCAUCGCAUGUGAGAAAACGGGGUACAAUGCUCACCUGGAGUUCAAACUGAAGCCCUUCCUGGGGAGCAGCGACAGCGUCAAUGAAAUCUCUGGAAAGAUCAAGCUGGGAAAGGAGGUGCUAGCUACACUAGAAGGACACUGGGACAGUGAGAUCUUCAUCAACGACAAGAAGACGGGGACAGUGGACACUUUCUGGAACCCGACACCAGAGCUGAGACAGAGUCGCCUGAUCCGCUGCACCGUCCCACUAGAGGAGCAGGGAGAUUACGAAUCAGAAAGACUGUGGCAGCACGUGACCCGGGCCAUCAUUAACAAGGAUCAGACCGAGGCCACAAAUGAGAAGUUCUUCCUGGAGGAAGUUCAGAGGAAGUCAGCCCGCGAGCGGAAAGCCAAAUGCGAGGAGUGGAUCCCCUCCCUAUUCGAGCAGGACCCCAUCACUGGAGAAUGGCAUUAUAAAUAUGCUGACACAAGGCCGUGGGAUCCACUCAAUGACCUGAUUCAGUUUGAGAAAGACGGCUGUAUCCAGACCAAAGUCCGGCACCGCACCCCUAUGGUACGUUCUGGCAGUCUUAUUAGUCUGAGUAACCAGGGGCCGCGGCGGGACAAUUGCAAGUGCCAGGUAAUGGUGCCAAAGAGGAAACACAAGACUGACAAGCCCAACAGCCCAGAGAGUGGCUGCUCUUCACCUGAACCCGACCACCAAGACUCAUCUGGCAGUGAACGACAGAAAAGCAAGCAUAACAGUCGGCUGAGGAAAAAAGGAGCAGACCUCAGUGAACUUCAAAGUGCCAUUGACUCUAUAAAGCAGACGCAGGAGGACAUCAACAGGAGCAUCAGUGUGCUGCGGAGCCGCGCAGCAAGUCGGCCCGAGGGCAGCACCUUCCUCCAACAGCGUGACUACGUCAUCAUCAUCUUCCUCGUCCUCCUUCAAGUCCUGAUCAACUAUGUCUUCAAGUAGCAGCCAUAUCCCACAGAGAGAGUGGUGCCCUUAUACACACACACACACACAGUCUCACAUGCUUUCAGUCACACUGGGAGACUUAGAGCCAGGAACUUUGAAGUUCCAUAAUACAAGUAUUUCCUUCAACUCUCUUCUUCAUUGACUUUAUUAAAACCAACUUGUCAAGAAAAGUAGAGACUUAAAUGCAAGAAGAGUCUUUUAAAAAAAGGUUUAUUUAUUUUUAACCAGUCCAUUUCAAAACGCUGUAGAGGUCUGUAAAUUUCAAAGCAGAGAGGAGCAGCUAUAGGAGAAGUUGUAAGAUUAUGGUGUGAUGAAAUCUCGGCUGCCACUCUGGAGCUUAUUUGAUUUGCCUUGAUGUAAGAAGCAAAGACAGCAGGUGUUUUUUAGCUGUUUGUUUUUAUUUUAUUUUUUCUGAUGGAGUGAAACUACUCUGUUUACCACAUUUCACCUCAAAUAACAGGGAACCUUGUAACAUGGAGACAUGUACCAUGACUCAGAUGGUAACAGAUACAAGAAAACCUUUUUAAUGUUUUGUUUGUUUCUUUGUUCAGUGCAUCCUGUGUGAAUAGAGGUCUGCUUAGAACCGAAAGGGUUGAUAAAGAAGACAAAGUUGUCCCGAUCUGUGACUUUUACUGUUUUAUUGUCAGAUAUUUUCAUAACUGCUGGCGUUCCACAAGGAAAACAAAUAACAUCAUGUUGUCAAAAGGAAAAGAAGCUAUAAUUUCUGCUGUAUAAUAAAACAUCCUUUGCUUAGAAAGUUGAUAUUUUAGAAAAAGGUCAGAGGUUUGACACAUCCUUGUGUACUGUAGGUAGCAUGUACAGACAGGGUUAGUACUUUAUGUACAGAAUUUCGUUCUAAGGCACAAAUGCAAUGGAAGUCUGUUAUUUAUAGUCAUCAUUUUUGAGUGGGCAACUAAACACUUUUACAUUUCUGCUCUGGGUAGGUUUGGAGCAUCAGCAGAGGGCCAAAGAUGAUGAUUUUUAUGAUUUUUCUUUUUUUUCUCUUUUGUGAGCUUCAGGGGCCACCCCCGUAGUUUCAGGUGAAGGGAGUUUGUGUGAUAUGUUUCUGAUGUGUUAAUCAAAGUGUUCUUAGUGAGAAGCUGACUUAGCGAGACAAAACAUGGGUCCACCAAGGCUUGACGCAGUCUAAAAACUGCCUUGAUAGACCUAAAGGGAUGGAAUAGGAAAUUACUUGCUUCCUUGCCGAGAGAUAGAUAAAAGGAUGGACGCCACGCUCGUGCCUGUCUGUUCAAUACAGCCUGAAAACAGCCAGCAGGAUUUUAUCCAGAGGUAACAAAGUCCACCUAGCAGCACCUCUGCAGCUCACUAAUUAAUGCCCUUCACAGUGUCUCAUCGGUCUACUCACAUUGAUACUGUAAAAAUGACAUGCACUGGUUUACAGGGGCUUGAUGCUAAGGCCGUUUUUUGUCAUCAUUUGGAAGUUGCCAGGCAACCAGGACGUUAAUUCACCCAGCUAAAAAUGAAUCCGGAACAUACCCCACCAGGAAAACCACUACAUGUAGGGAUUAAACAAACAAGAUAUACCGUGUUAGUCAGUGAGCCUGAGGGGUGCUGGUAGGUGGGUUUCAUUAUCACUGGACAGUUAGGUGACCUGUGUAGCGUCUUUGUUAAGCUGCUGUCUUGAGCUUCGUAUUUACUGUAAAUCACUUUACUUAAAGUGAGAAGUAAGUGAAUGUGUAUUUCCCAAAGUAAACUCUAUAAUGUUUUCUUCAAAAUGAGUUACUGUAUUUAAAUUGCAGCGUUAAGUUGUACAGACAAAACAGAAAGUGGUGUAUGGACUAACUGAUCUGAAAGAUGCUCUCUAAAUGUAAAAAAAAACAAAAAAAAAAAAACACCAAGCCAUGGAAGCAUGGAAGAGAAAACCUUUAAUGGUCCAAGUAGCUGCUUAACUGCAGCUACAACCUUCAAAUCAUUGCUUCUAGUGCUUUUGUAACUCAGAUGUUAAACAGGAAAACUAGAGAUAGACACUUUAGACUCGUGAGUUACUACUAUCACCAUAGUAAACCAUUCCAAAUGUACCAAGUACCAGCCAAUCUCAGUGUGUAGAGUAGGAGUCUGCCCCAUUCACUGUGUAAAUAUCCAAAGGGAUGACUCUUUUCCACACCCAGGUUCACAGUACAGACACUCCCACGGUCUGUACACAAGCCAGUCUUUCCAACCUUGUGUGUCGUUCUUUCCACUGCUCUGUAGAUGCACAUGGACUUGGAAGAAAAUGAACGAGUUGGGUAUUCAAUUAGAUUCUCAUUAAAGAUGUACUCAGUGUUGCUGUUAUUAGGUCGUAGUUACUUGCAGCUCAUUUGGUUGCAUAGGUUCCAGUCUGUUGCCUUCUUCUUCGCAGACAUGGACUUUGAAAAUGUACUGUCUCAGAAAUAGCAUGCUAAAUAACAAAGUCAAGAACUAAAUGGGAAACAAUACCCUUAAACUGUGCAGGCUUUUGAGGUCUAUGACUUAUGACGAUGUAUUUGACUUUUGUAUCAAGGAUGAAGGCAGCACAUCAGAACCCAUACCAGGUGUUUUUGCUACAAGAUUUUCUUCGAAGAAGUAACUACUAAUUGAGGCCAUUCAAAAAGAUUCAACCCACCUAUGGACCAUAUCUAAACAGUAAUUUUGUGCAUCACUCAGCCUGUUAUGAUGUUAGCCUUGUUGAUGUUUACAUAUCCAGUUGCCUCUACCAUCAGCAGACUGUUAAGUGAUGAAAACCUUGUAAUGUUAAUGCAGGUAUAAAGAAAAACUGGUAGCAUCUUUGGGAUCCAGCUGUACCCUGUAAAUGACCUGGCUGGCCCGUGUGUAUCGGUUUAUUUUUUUGUGCAUCCUCAUUGCUUCAAUUGCUUAUGUUCAAUAAAGAAUCCAGGUGUUAGAAUGUGAAGAAAUAAGUAUUUACCAGUGCCUUCUAGAGUCAGACUGAGGAAAGGGGUACAUAGGGGAUUUAGCAGAGGCUGAUAGGAGGAUGGCAGAGAUCUAGGGGUGUGUGGUGUGGUGUGGCACAUACAGAUAGAGCUGGAGUCCAAAUCUUAGGGUGAGAUAAUAAUGAAGGGAAUGAUCUAUAAGAAAAGGGGUAGAGUGGGUGAGAGGUCCUGGACUUGGACCAAGACUCAGAGACUGUAGGACUGUAGUGUUUGAGAGCAACGUGCCAUACCAAGCCUUAGAAACCAGUAUAACUCUGGUUCCACAGCUUGACACCCCACCCAGCUCCUGCCUGCUCUCCUGAAGCAUCGCCAUAGCAACACACCCGUAGGUUUCCGGAUGCUGAUUCCUGCCACUUGACAGAGAGGGAGGGAGGGAGACCUCUCCUCUCCGUUAUCAUCCUUGUGUCUCUCUCGCUCUCUCGCACACCAAAUUCUGAGGGAAAUAAACAUCUCUUUUGUUUUUAUUGUAUCUGUAAAAUGAUACAUUUUAUUUAUUCCUCUUUUAUACAUGUAAAAAAUUUCCUGCUUGUAGUAUUAUACCACUGUUCUUUUUUGUUCUUUCAAUGUUUUUCAAAGAAUUAGUCAAAAAUGUUUUUAAAAUCAUGUUCCGCUCCUUGUUACUUGACAUCACACACAAUCGACUCUCCUCAGCUUGUGCACACUGUUAGUGCCAGCCCCAUCCGUGCCCCCACCCCACUCCUCCACACCUACUCUUUUUUCCUAUCCGAGUACCUUAAUACAGUAUAUUUAUUGUAUCUUUGUGGCAACUGUAACUUCCUGGAAGUUAAUGGUCACAUGUAACAUACCACAGAAUAAACUCAAAUGACAUCC